Molecule: messenger RNA, 1716 nt
Organism: Alosa alosa (allis shad)
Lineage: Eukaryota; Metazoa; Chordata; Actinopteri; Clupeiformes; Clupeidae
Gene: rbm42
Product: RNA binding motif protein 42
Exons: 11
Coding region: 179-1489 (436 amino acids)
Molecular function (GO): mRNA binding
Source: RefSeq, a predicted model, not a curated record
GAAGUCGAGGUCCUACACUGACGACAUCAAGAGGCGACGAAGGCAAUGGAUGAUGGUUUGUCUUGGUGGUUCAUUCCCUUGUAGUUACCCAGUAAUCAUAUAGCCAAAAUAAGUGAUAGUACAUACCAAGAUCUUUAUUGUUGUAAACGUCAGCAUCGUUGGAAUUACUUUUUGCACAAUGGCGCUGAAGUCGGGGGAAGAGCGCCUGAAGGAGAUGGAGGCGGAAAUGGCGCUGUUCGAGCAGGAGGUAUUGGGAGGCCCAGUUGCUGUGACUGCUGGAGCUCCUACGGUAGUUGAGAUGCCUGUCGCCCUUGCUGUACCAGCUAUGCCAAUGAUCAGACCUAUCAUUGGUACAAACACCUACCAACGGGUACAGCAGAGCUUGGAGGCACGGGCGGCCACUUUAGUUGGACCUCCCCCUACCUUUGUUGGUCCAGUGCCUCCAGUCAGACCUCCCCCUAUGAUGAGGCCUACUUUUGUACCACACAUCCUGCAGAGACCAGGUCACAGAAUGCCAAUGAUGCGUGGACCCCCACCUCAGGGCAUGAUGGCUCCGCCGCUGCCCCGGCCCCCUCCCCCUCCCCCCAUGAUGCUGGCCCCUCCCAUGGCUGGCCCCCCUCAGCACUCCAUGGGGCCCAUGGGUCCAAUGCGGCCCCCAAUGGAACCCAUGAACUCCAUGAACUCCAUGACCUCAAUGCCUCCUGGAAGACCUGGUCUUCUUCCCCAGCAGGUCGGGGGAAUGGCUCCCAUGGUGUCCCCACCUCCACGGCCAGUGACUCAGCCGCCACCCAAAGCGACCCCCAGCGUGAUCCAGGCCGCACCCACAGUCUAUUCCGCGCCUCCCACAUCUAAGCGGCAGGACCUCCGAGCGCAACGGCAGGCACGCAUGGAGGAGCUGGCUGCGUCGGUAGCGGAGCAGCAGGCGGCGGCGGUGGCGGCGGGGCUGCUGGAGGCUAAGAAGGAGGCGGCGGCAGCAGCGGCAGCAGCAGCAGCGGCGGCAGCUGCCACAGACGACAGCGUGAUCGGGCCGAGCAUGCCAGAGCCAGAACCGGUCCAGACAGAGCCAGCAGAAGGGAAUGCGGAGGAGAAGAAGAAAGGAAAACAGGAGAAGGUGAAGAAAUGUAUUCGAACAGCAGCAGGCACAUCCUGGGAAGAUCAGAGUCUACUAGAAUGGGAAUCCGAUGACUUCCGGAUCUUUUGUGGUGACCUUGGUAACGAGGUGAACGAUGACAUCCUGGCACGAGCCUUCAGCCGCUACCCGUCUUUCCUGAAGGCGAAAGUGGUGCGGGACAAACGCACGGGCAAAACAAAGGGCUACGGCUUCGUCAGCUUCAAGGACCCCAACGACUAUGUGCGCGCUAUGAGGGAGAUGAAUGGAAAGUAUGUAGGUAGCAGGCCGAUCAAGCUACGCAAGAGCAUGUGGAAAGACAGAAACAUGGAAGUGGUGCGGAAAAAACAGAAGGAGAAGAAAAAACUUGGACUCAGAUGAAGACAUUACAUCUUAUUUGUAUGGGUGUGUGUGUGUUUGUUCUUGUGCGCGCGUAUGAGUGUGUGUGUGUGUGUGUGUUCAGUUGUGUAUACAGGACAUCACCUAAGCCCACAAAGCCAUGCGUGGCAAAAACCCUUCUCCACAUGGAGAAGUAGUGUGUGCAGACACCUCUGCUCUUCCAAGCAGCAUGAUGGAUUAGAACUGACUCUGUAUGGGCCAUGUCCUUU